Messenger RNA from Amoebophrya sp. A120, 229 nucleotides. NCBI's taxonomy places the organism in Eukaryota, Dinophyceae, Syndiniales, Amoebophryaceae. The record is from the annotation of a GenBank genome assembly.
CAUCAUUCUCAGAAAGAUCACCAUCUGCAGACCCUUUACCCGACACUGUCGAUGUCUAGUUCGUCGUCUGGCGCAUCUUCGGGGGCGUCAAACGAAAAAGCACAAGAACCUCGCCCCGCUGGUAGUAGCAGCACACGAAGUCUUAAAGAUGUUGCUCAUGAUCCCCCACGUCCUGCGCGGACAAAGUCAUAUCAAGGAGGUGCGGGUAGAGGAAAGGGCAAAAAUCCGC